Opisthorchis viverrini is the source of this 402-nucleotide messenger RNA. RefSeq lists its product as hypothetical. The record is from RefSeq and is a predicted model, not a curated record. The annotation marks the transcript as partial. Lineage: Eukaryota; Metazoa; Platyhelminthes; Trematoda; Opisthorchiida; Opisthorchiidae. The transcript has 2 exons.
AUGAGGUCCGUGAUAACACUACUUGCCGAAGACGUCCCUGAACCAGCGAAGCAUAACCAUCGAUGUGAUAAAAUUGGAAAUCACUCAGCAGAUAACUUACAGAUCUCUAGUCUAGACAUGUUCAGGACAGUAGUACCCAUUGUCCUUGAUGCAGAAUUGUUUUCCGGCCAAACUUUGAUGACAGGCGGCACACGUAAAACAGCCUUUAUGAAUAAGUGCCUCCCUACCGAAGGAUCAUUUUGUCCCGGCCCUGCGAACAUUACAACUAGAACCUUGGACAAAUUUUCACUCCAAAAUAAUUUCGUGGUAGGGGUAAAUGUUCCUCCGGAAAUUGGGAAACGCAACCAUUGGUCUGCACAGCAAGUGAUUUCCCAUUUGGCUUUGGUAAACAACGAUGUUCAA